AUGCACACCGUCGCCAUCUAUUCCUACGAGGAUAGGAUGUCUGCUCACAGACAAAAGGUAUGCUCUCGUAUUUCUCUCUAUCGCACUCACACUGAUAUCUUCUCUCUCCAGGCAGAUGAAGCGUACCAGGUCGGCAAAGGACUUACUCCAGUGGCAGCCUAUCUCGCUCAAGAUAACAUCAUCUCGAUCGCACUCGAGCACGGCGUGGACAUGAUUCACCCGGGAUAUGGCUUCUUAUCUGAAAACGCUGAAUUCGCCAGAAAAGUCGAACAGGCCGGCCUUGCCUUCGUCGGACCGUCUCCGGAAGUUAUCGAUGCCCUGGGAGACAAGACAAAAGCCCGCACGAUCGCUAUGAAAGUCGGUGUACCUGUCGUACCCGGCACUCCUGGACCCGUGGCUUCUUAUCAGGAGGCCGCUUCGUUUAUUGAAGAACAUGGCUUCCCGGUCAUUAUCAAAGCAGCCAUGGGUGGCGGUGGCAGGGGUAUGCGUGUCGUCAGAGAACAAGGUGAUUUCCAGGACGCGUUUUCUAGGGCUACGAGUGAGGCAAAAUCGGCAUUUGGAGAUGGCACCGUCUUUAUCGAACGCUUCCUCGACCGACCGAGACAUAUUGAAGUCCAGAUUCUUGCUGAUGGUCAGGGCAACUAUGUGCAUCUCUUUGAGCGUGAUUGUUCCGUCCAGAGGAGACACCAAAAGGUCGUCGAAGUCGCACCAGCCACGCAUCUUCCCGAUGACGUCCGACAAGCCAUUCUUGCGGAUGCACUAAAGCUCGCUGAAAGUGUCCAAUAUCGUAAUGCCGGUACUGCAGAAUUCCUUGUCGAUCAAAUGGGUCGCCACUAUUUCAUCGAAAUCAAUCCCCGUAUUCAAGUCGAACACACCAUUACAGAGGAAAUUACGGGUAUUGAUAUCGUCGCUGCUCAGAUCCAAAUUGCCGCUGGUGCCACUCUACCUCAACUUGGACUCACCCAGGAGAACAUUACCAAACGUGGCUUUGCGAUCCAAUGCCGAGUGACGACAGAAAAUGCUGCUGCCAGCUUCCAACCGGAUACGGGUAAAAUUGAGGUCUAUCGUAGCGCUGGUGGAAAUGGUCCCCACUAUGACAGCUUGCUCGUCAAGGUCACUGUUUCUGGCACGACAUACGAGGUGGCACGCAGAAAAAUGCUUCGAGCUUUGGUAGAGUUUAGGAUUCGAGGUGUUAAGACUCUUGACCCACGACGUGUUCAUCGGUGGAAAGACAUGGACUACAGUGAGUGCAAAGAGAUUCACUCUGUAUAUCACUCUAACUCCUUCAUUCAGUUCAUCGACGACACUCCAGAUCUCUUCAAGUUGGUCCAGACUCAGAACCGCGCCCAGAAACUGCUAGCAUAUCUCGGUGAUCUUGCCGUGAAUGGAAGUUCUAUCAAGGGUCUCAAGAUCGACAUCGUCGUUCCACAACUCCAGGACCGCAACGAUCCCGACAAUGGACCACCACUCGACUGCAGCCAGCCAUGCGAAGUUGGUUGGCGUAACAUCAUCGUCAAGCAAGGUCCCGAAGCAUUCGCCCAAGCUGUCCGACAAUAUCCAGGUACCCUCAUUAUGGACACGACAUGGCGUGAUGCACACCAGUCCCUACUUGCGACCAGGCUGCGCACGAUCGAUAUGGUCAAUAUCGCGAGGGAGACUAGCUAUGCUUUGGCGAAUGCUUACUCGCUUGAAUGCUGGGGUGGUGCGACCUUUGACGUUGCAAUGAGAUUCUUGUAUGAAGAUCCUUGGGAACGCCUGAUGAAACUGGGUAUCGAUGCGGCAAAGAAGGCGGGAGGUGUUUGUGAGGCUGUCGUCUGUUACAGCGGUGACGUAGCAGAUUCUAAGAAGACCAAAUAUACGCUGGACUACUAUAUGAACUUUGUCGAUGAGCUGGUGGCGGAAGGCAUUCAUGUUCUCGGUAUCAAGGAUAUGGCGGGUCUCUUGAAACCAAUGGCUGCGACUCUGUUGAUCGGUGCUAUUCGCAAGAAGUACCCAGAUCUUCCGAUUCAUGUUCACUCCCAUGAUACCGCCGGUAUUGCCGCAGCGACAAUGAUCGCGGCGGCUGUAGCAGGAGCUGAUGUGGUGGAUGUAGCUAUCGACAUUUGCAUGGCCUUGGAACAGACUACUCUCGGAACUGGUAUCCGCUAUGCAGAUAUUCAAGCUCUCAACCUCUACUGGAGCCAAGUCAGGCAACUCUACAGCUGCUUCGAAGCCAAUGUUCGCGCCUCGGACUCUAGUGUCUUCGACCACGAGAUGCCCGGCGGUCAAUAUACCAACUUGAUGUUCCAAGCAUCACAGCUGGGCCUAGGAACCCAAUGGUCUGAGAUCAAGAAGAAAUACAUUGAAGCCAACCAGCUGUGUGGAGACAUCAUCAAGGUCACCCCAUCCUCCAAAGUCGUCGGUGACUUUGCACAGUGGAUGACCUCGAAUGGCUUGUCGGCGGAGCAAGUCAAAGAGCAAGCAGAGCACCUCGAUUUCCCUUCCUCUGUUGUCGAAUUCUUCCAAGGUUACCUAGGUCAACCAUAUGGUGGAUUCCCAGAGCCUCUCCGAACGCACAUCAUCCGCAACAAACCAAGAAUCGACGGAAGACCGGGUGCCUCUCUACCUCCUAUGGACUUUAAGAAGAUCAAAGCAGAUCUCAGGGCCAAGUUUGGCAAGCAUAUUACCGACUGCGAUGUCAUGUCCUAUGCCAUGUAUCCCAAAGUAUUCGAAGAAUAUCAAGGCUUCGUGGAGAAAUAUGGUGACUUGAGGCCUGAUAUCAGCGAAGAAAUGCAUAUUUCCAUCGAAAAGGGAAAGAUGUUGAUCAUUCGUCUCAUGGCUAUUGGCUCUGUCACUGAAGGCAAAGGAACGCGUGACGUCUGGUUCGAAGUGAACGGAUCUGUCGGUGCCCCAAUGUCUGGUGUAGUCGUCGAAGUACGAGUGAAGGAAGGCCAAGAAGUGAAGAAAGGCGACAUUCUCUGUAUCCAGAGCGCGAUGAAGAUGGAGAGUGCAGUUUCUGCACCCGUCUCUGGUCACGUCAAGCGCGUUGUGGUCCACGAAGGAGAUUCGCUCAAUCAAGGAGACCUGGUUGUAGAAAUUGUGCAUUAA
Messenger RNA from Acaulospora colombiana, 3087 nucleotides. The record is from the annotation of a GenBank genome assembly. Lineage: Eukaryota; Fungi; Glomeromycota; Glomeromycetes; Diversisporales; Acaulosporaceae.